AAAGCUCGGAUGAUGACUCCCUUCUUACCAGAAAUCUACCUAAUCGAGACUAUGACUUUAAGGGUCUUUAUGAAAGCCCAGCUUGGCGUGGCCUGAACGAGAGAGGUUAUAGUGAGGAGGACGGGGCUUUGCCUCGCCUCCAUGAGCGUAAGCCUAGCGGUGAUUUGCACUUCUCUAGCACACAGGGGGGACAAGGAAGUCAAAGCAAGCGGAGAAGCAGCUUAGGAGCCAACGAACAAAGGAAUGGAUCACACAGGCGAGAAGGAGACACACCUGAUUGGGAGGAGGAAAGGGCAGCAUGGGUCAACAGGUAGAUAAGAACACAGACAGGAAAGUGGCUUGCAGAAACUGGUGCCAAGCUAAGAGCGCCAGCCAGGUGAUUCUCAACAGCAGAUUUGAUGAUAGACGAACAUGAAUUAGCUAUCAUCCAGUCAGACUCUUACAACUCAGUCACUACAGUGCUCAUCAUCUCUCCUAUACCGCCAAACACAUACCUUUAUUCUCAUAAGUAUCAUGAUGUAACUAUGAUCACAUGUAGAAGGUUAUAUGCUGAAGGUGUCACAAAUAUUAUAAGCUGACUGUUGUUCUAUGGUCAGCUCAGUGUGUUGUUGACAAGAACUGAAACUUGUAUGAUCUGCUGGUAUAACAUUUAUGUCUCUCAAUUCAUAACUUAGCUGUUAACAAUAGUUAACAUAAGGGAAAAAGGAAAUGAUACCUAAGCUGAAACAAAAAGAUAUUGGCAUCAAAGAAAAGCAUGCAUGAUCCUGUUGUUCAUUAUUUGGUAGACUGUUACAUUCCCAGUCACAUGUGAAUGAAACAUGUUAUUUAGGAAGGUGAACCAUAUCAUUUCAAAAAACUAUAACCAUAUUAUAAAAGUGGUAUAUUCACAAGUACUAGGCUGUGACAUGUAUGGCUUUGAAAUAUUUGUCAGCUAGAAAACUACCACAUAAAUUUAGCAUAUCAGGGGCUUAUAAUGUUUUAUGUUUUACAGUGUUUGUGUAUAUUUAUGUUCAUACUUUAUAAAAUUUGAAUUUUAUUCUCACCACACUCACACAAUCAUACUUCCAUACAAUGCUUCCAUAUGCUCACAUGGUUCCAAACACUCAAGUACUUGCAUUCACCCACAUGCUCGUACACACUCACAUACUUAUACACACAGACAUGAUUGCACAUGCACACAUCUUACUCACACACUUUACUCACACACACAC
Penaeus vannamei (Pacific white shrimp) is the source of this 1211-nucleotide messenger RNA. The record is from RefSeq and is a predicted model, not a curated record. Lineage: Eukaryota; Metazoa; Arthropoda; Malacostraca; Decapoda; Penaeidae.